CAGUGUGUGAGUUCAGGAAAAUGGCCGAGGCCAGUAUUUCAGUAGCUCAGGACCAGUUCAGGUGUCCAGUGUGUCUGGAUGUCCUGAAGGAUCCGGUGACUAUCUCCUGUGGUCACAGUUUCUGUAAGGCGUGUAUUAAUGGCUGCUGGGAUCAGGAGGAUCAGAAGGGCGUCUACAGCUGUCCUCAGUGCAGAGACACUUUCACGACAAGGCCUGUUCUACGCAGAAACAACAUGCUGGAUGAAGUGGUGGAGAAACUGAAGAAGACUGAAAUCCAAGCUGCUUCUCCUGCUCACUGUUACGCUGGACCUGGAGAUGUGGAGUGUGAUUUCUGCACCGGGAGAAAACACAAAGCCAUCAAAUCCUGUCUCAUUUGUUUGGCUUCUUAUUGUGAAACUCAUCUGAAACCUCAUCUUGAAGUUCCUGCUUUGAGAAAACACACAUUAAUUGAAGCCUCAGCAAAACUCCAAGAGAAGAUCUGCUCUGAACAUAACAAGCUGAUUGAGAUCUACUGUCGUACUGAUCAAACCUGCAUCUGUUAUUUGUGCAUGUUGGAGAAACAUAAAGACCAUGACGCUGGUUCAGUUGCAAAAGAAAGAGCUGAGAAACAGAGUGAGUUAAAGGAGGAGCAGAUGAAAUCCCAGCAGAGAAUCCAGGAGAAGCAGAAGAAGGUGCAGGAGCUGAAACAGGCUGUGAACACUAUAAAGCUCAGUGCACAGACAGCAGUGGAGGACAGUGAGAGGAUCUUUACUGAGCUGAUCAGCUCCAUGGAGAAAAAGCGCUGGGAGGUGACGGAGCUGAUCAGAGAUCAGGAGAAGGCUGAACUGAGUCGAGCUGAACGACUCCUGGAGCAACUGGAGCAGGAGAUUGCUGAUCUUCAGAGGAGAGUCACUGAGCUGGAGCAGCUUUCACACACACACGAUCACAUCCAUUUCCUCCAGGUUUUAGCUUCUGGACGACACUCUCCUCAAUUACACAGACCAUCAUUUCACACAGCCAGCGUCACUGUCCAUCAACAUCUCUCAUUUGAUGGAGUGAGGAAUUCUCUCUCAGAUCUGAAAAAGAGACUCGAGGAAUUCUGUGAGGACGAAUUCAACAAAAUCCCUCCACAUGCUGCAGCAGUUCAGAUCAUUUCAGGACCAGAACCACAGAGCAGAGAAGAGUUUCUGAAAUGUACAUCUAACACACACACACACACACACACACACACACACACACACACACACACACACACACACACACACUCUUCUGGGCCUGUCAUGAUAACAAAUUUUGUUGGAUGAUAUAUUGUCUCAAAUUAUUGCGAUAAACGAUAUUAUUGUUGACGUCUUUUCAAGACAAUUUUAUGCCACUAGUAAAAUAAUAAUGAUCAUGCAAAUACACCCUUUCAUAGAACAGUAAACUUUUUAAUUCAGUCAACUUAUUCAAUUCAACAGUGGAACGUAAAAAAUAAAUCUAAAUAAAUAAGCGAAAGAAAUAAAACAACAAUCAAACAAAACCACUCACAACAAAAACGAUAAAUAAAAUACAAUUUAUGGCUCUUAAAAAUUGCACUGAAGUGAAUAUUAACUUGGCA
Messenger RNA from Neoarius graeffei (lesser salmon catfish), 1576 nucleotides. Its product is annotated as E3 ubiquitin/ISG15 ligase TRIM25-like. The record is from RefSeq and is a predicted model, not a curated record. NCBI's taxonomy places the organism in Eukaryota, Metazoa, Chordata, Actinopteri, Siluriformes, Ariidae. Gene Ontology annotation, molecular function: zinc ion binding. The coding region runs from base 21 to 1283 and encodes 420 amino acids. The transcript has 5 exons.